AUGUUUCCCUCAACCUUUCUUCUCAUCUUCCUCUUUCUACUCUUUCCCACCUCAACACACACAUGCUCUUUUAGUAAUGAGCCAAACACAACAAAAACACACCAUUGUCCACCGUUCUCCUCCACCCCACCUUUCCCGUUCUCAUCUUCACCAGGCUGUGGCCACCCUUCUUUUCAACUAAACUGCUCAUCUCCCCACUCUUUCCUCACCAUCAAUAACCUCUCUUUCUCCAUCAUCUCUUACAAACCCAACUCUUCCUCAAUCUUACUCUCCCCUCACAACCCACCAAACAACAACACUUGCCCAUCUUCAUCAUCUUCAUCGUCCCCAAUCCCUAACAAACCCAUCAACCUCUCAAACACCCCAUUCACUCUCUCAGAUGAACUAUGCUCUCGUCUCUCUUUUCUCCAACCAUGUCCCCCUCCAACCCUCCCCAAUUGCACCCACUGCCCUUGGCAAUGCAAAAUCAUCAAAAACCCAACCGAGAUCUUCACUAACUGUAGAUCUAUGCAUCACUCUGUUUCGGAUUCCGAACCCAGUUGCCAAAGCGAUGUUCUUAGUUACCUCAACGAGAUACUCACUUUCGGUAUCGAACUUCAAUGGGAUGAAGCACUAACACAAGACACUUACUUCACAAAUUGCACACAUUGUCUCAACAAAAACGGCUUCUGCGGUUACAAUUCAUCAGACCCGAGCAAACACUUCAUCUGUUUCCAUUCUAAAGAAACCAUUUCACCACCAUGGAUUCAUAAAAUGAAGCUCAACAAAAUUGCUGUUUUCGCGGUUAUCAUCGCUUUCACUUCCUUGCUCCUUUUUAUCACAGUAACAAUCUCGAUUCUCCGAUCCAGAAGCUUAAACAAACAAUCAGUAUCAGAAGAUCCAACCACCGCCUUCCUCCACAACCACCACUCCGCCAAUCUCUUCCCACCGGUUUUCACCUACGACGAACUGAACUCCUCCACUAACAACUUCGAUCCAAAUCGAAAACUCGGCGAUGGUGGAUUCGGUUCGGUCUACCUCGGCAAUCUCCGAGACGGAAAACUCGCCGCCGUGAAACACCUCCACCGUCAAAACCCAAACCACACUUCCGCGUUCUCAUCAAAAUCGUUCUGCAACGAGAUUCUGAUUCUCUCUUCAAUCAACCAUCCAAACCUCGUCAAACUUCACGGUUACUGUAGCGAUCCUCGUGGUCUGAUUCUCGUUUACGAUUACGUUCCAAACGGAACCCUAGCGGAACACAUUCACGGCUCCAAGAGUAAACGAAACGGUUACAAGCUGACGUGGCAAACGAGGCUUGAUAUUGCUAUACAAACGGCGUUAGCGAUGGAGUAUCUUCAUUUUGCGGUUAAGCCACCGAUAGUUCACAGAGAUAUAACGUCGUCGAAUAUCUUCGUUGAGAAGGAUAUGAGAAUCAAAGUCGGUGAUUUCGGGUUAUCGAGGCUGUUGAUUUUGCAAGAAACGAGUCAAACAGCGUCGUCUGGUGGUUACGUUUGGACCGGUCCUCAAGGUACACCGGGGUAUUUAGAUCCGGAUUAUCACCGGUCGUUCCGGUUAACGGAAAAGAGUGACGUGUAUAGUUUUGGUGUGGUUUUGCUUGAACUGAUAUCGGGGCUUAAAGCUGUGGAUUAUUGUAGGGAUAAACGUGAGAUGGCUCUUGCUGAUAUGGUUGUUUCUAGGAUUCAUACGGGUCAGUUGAGGGAGGUACUUGACCCGGUUCUUGAUUUGGGGAACGACGGUGAGGCGCUUGACGCGGUGGCGGCUGUGGCGGAGUUGGCGUUCCGGUGUGUUGCGGCGGAUAAAGAUGAUAGACCUGAUUCAAGGGAGGUUGUUGCGGAGUUGAAACGGAUUCGGUUACGAAGGAGAUUCAAUUUGAAUGAGAACCUAGAGACAUGGGAGGAGCCCGAUAUGCAUGGGUCAAAUUUUUCAGGGUUCCGGUACUUGCGUGGAGGAGGAAAACAUUGUCGAUAUUGGUACUUUUUUUCAGCAGAUUUAUUAAAAUGGAUCAGGAACUGUGCGGCUGCUACUGAGGCCGAAGAGAAUGACCUUGGAGAAAUCCCAUCCGAGGAAGAUGAUGAUGUUGACUCAGUGGGCUUAGAAGAUUCAUUCAUCUCUCCAUCAAUGGAGAUUUCGGAAGAUGAAGAGUCAUCGAAGAAGAUAGUGGAAAGGAACAUUAAAGGCGAAAAUGAAGACGACAACACAAAAAUAUUGGAAAACAAAGAAAUAAUAGGAAAUCUAAUUGAACCACCGAUAUCUGAACACCUAAAUCCCAGACCCAUCACAAUAUCUAAUCGUGGCGAACAGGGAGCAAACACUUUAAGGAAUGAACGGGUAAACAAAGUUCAGUCAGAAGACAAGCCAUCAUCAGAGAUGGAGACCCAAUGUGAGAGCAGCAGAGAAUUUAGUAGAAUCAUGGGGGAAAAGUCCCGAACUGGAAUCAUGGAGAAGGAAAUCACAACAAGGGAGAAGGCAAGCAAUGGGGUCUACUGGGAUUCAUCAACCAAACUGACGGGAGCUGCACAAAUUUUCAAACAAAGAAGAAAGAGAAGACUGACAAUAAUGAAAGAAAAAAAGAAAAACUAG
Vicia faba (fava bean) is the source of this 2580-nucleotide messenger RNA. The record is from the annotation of a GenBank genome assembly. NCBI's taxonomy places the organism in Eukaryota, Viridiplantae, Streptophyta, Magnoliopsida, Fabales, Fabaceae.